Messenger RNA from Aphidius gifuensis, 16345 nucleotides. RefSeq names its product titin (gene Sdb). Lineage: Eukaryota; Metazoa; Arthropoda; Insecta; Hymenoptera; Braconidae. The transcript is spliced from 4 exons. Gene Ontology annotation, cellular component: ciliary basal body; centriole; cytoskeleton. Gene Ontology annotation, molecular function: microtubule binding. The record is from RefSeq and is a predicted model, not a curated record. Gene Ontology annotation, biological process: microtubule anchoring.
CGUGCCACAACGAAUAACGAUCUCAAAUCGACAACAUCAUCUGAAAAAAAAAAAGUCUAUUAAAUUGUUCAAUCAAUUAACUAAUUAAUAAAAAAAUUUUACUACGAAAAUUUUGCAAACGAAAACGAACGAAAAUUACUAAAAGAAAUUGUUGUAUUUUUUUUUUUUUUUUUGAAAAAAUUAUUUAACUAAUAUUUAUAAAGAUAGAAAAAAAAAAUUUAUUUAUAUUUAUUUAAAUAUAUUUUAUAUUAAUAAAAAAGUGUGUUAAAAAAUUUUUAUGUGAGUGGAUUGAAAAGAGAAAAUUGUGAUAAAUAUAUAAAUUUAAUUUUUAGAAUUUUUUUAAAUUGAUAAAGUUUGAGUUAAAUAAUUGAAAAAUGGUAUUGAAUAAAAAAGGUGGUCGAGUUAAGAAGAGAAGUACAGAAAAUAUUGUAUCAUCAAAUGAAGAAACUGGUACAACAAAAACAUCAUCAUCAGAAACAAUAGUAACAUCAUCAAAAUUUGUACAAGAAGCAAGUACAAGUGGUGAAAUAGAAACUCAUUCAAAUACAAUGGAAACAACAAGUGGUAGCCGUGAAAUGAUAAUGGAUUCAAAAGGUAAUAUUAUUAAAAUAAUUGAAAGUGAACCAAAAAUAUUACGUCAAAGUGAUUUAAAAAAACGUGAAAAAAUUUUAUCUGAUAAAUUAAUAAAUGAUGAAAAAACACAAGCAUUAAUGAAUGUAACAUCAAUUUGUGAUAAUAAAAAAGAUAAUAUUGGUCAAUUGAUUAAUAGUAAAAAUAAUAAUAUGGAAAAAACAUCUGAGAGUCAUUCAACUUCAUCAAAAUCAAUUGUACAAUCAUCAACAUCUUCAUCAUCGUCAUCAUCAACAGUUAAAGAGUCAUCAUCAUCAUGGAAAGAUGGUAAAAUGAUUGACAAUGAUAAACCAACAAUAAAAACAUCAUCAACAUCAUCUGAAAAUUAUCAAUCAAGUAAAUCAAUGUCCGAGGGAAUUUUAAAAGAUGGUAAAAUGUAUAUUGAUACUGUUAAUAUUGAUGAAACUAAAAAUCGUACUGAUGUAGAUGGUAAUGUUGUUACAAGUCGUGGUAAAAAUAUUUAUACUGAUAGUAAAGUUGAAGAUUUUAAUAAAUAUAAAUGUAUUAAUGAUGAUAAUGAUAAUAAUCAUGAAAAAUGUGUACCAUUAUUAAAACCUGGACAAUCAACAUGGGAUGGUAAAUUUAUUUAUGAAAAACAAGAUAAAAAAAUAGCUAAUCAAAAUACAAUUAUAAAAAGUGAUACAGAAAAUAUAAAAAAUUCAACAGAUUGUAAUAUUAAAACUAGCAGUAAUAUUAAAAAAAUAAUUCCAUCAUCAUCAUCAAUGGAUUCAAAUGACGAGACUGAUUAUCAUUGUGUUACAACAACAAGAUAUGUUAGACCAGGUGAUUCAACAUGGGACGGUGAAUUUAUAACAAAUAAAAAUAUAAAAAAACAAGUAAAUAAUAAAUUUGAUAAACAUCAUGAUAAUGUUGAAAUUCAUGAUAUAAGUGAAGAUCAUGGAAGUGUUGAAUCAUCUACAUAUAUUGUUGAGUAUAAAGAUACAAAUGAUGGUAAUAUUAGAACUGAAAAAAUAACAACAAUAACAUCAGAUAUACCAGAAGAUGAUAUAAUAACAGUACCAAGAAAUACAAGUACACCAAAACGUUUGGAUAAUUCAAGAUAUGAUAAACCAGGUCAAUCAACAUGGGAUGGACAUUUUGUUAAUGAAAAACCAAUUGAUGUAAGUGGUAAACCACCAAAAUAUCCAAUAAUAUCAAAACGUUUAUCAGAUAAAAAUAUUAGCAAUAAAACAAUGAUUGAUAUUCAUGAUGUUACUGAUGAUUAUACAAUUAAUGAUGCUGAUAUAUCAACAACGUCAUAUGUCGUUGAAACAUCAGCAAGUGAAACAAGUUUUACUGAUAAAAAAGAUUCAAGAUCAACGUCAUUGACUAAAGAAAUAAAUAUACCAAUAUCACAUGAUAAAAUUGAUACUAUUAAAAGACCAAGAGUUAGUGAUACAACAUUGGAUAUUAGUGAGUAUGAUGAUUCAUCUGAUGUGAUAAAAGAAUCAUUUGUUAUUGAACAAUCACGUGUACAUGAAAGUUAUCAUGAUUCAUUGAAUAAUGAUUUAUCAAGUACAUCUGUUGAGACAAUAAUUAUUGUUGAUGGUAAACCAGUUAGUAAAAUAAUUGAUUACAGUGUUGAAUCACCAAAUUCAACAAUUAAAAAAAUUUCAACAAGAAUUAUACAAAAAGAUAAUGAAAUAACUGAAAUUGAUAGAAAUAAAAAAUCUGAUGAACGUGUUGGAAGACCAACAAAACCAGGUUCAUCAACUUGGGAUGGUUCUUUCACAUAUGAACAGCCUAAAAAACCAUCAGUUAAUGAGAUGAGACCUCAAGAUGUAACAACAACACAAAAAUAUAUAAAUGUUGAAAAAGACACAAAAAUUCAUUCAGAUACAAAUAAAAGAAGCUCAAUUCAUCUUGAUUUUUCAGAUAGAACUGAUAGUACAUUACAUACAGAUAGAUAUUCACCUGAUAAAUUAUCUCAACAGCCAGAAGAUAGAACAGCUCGUCCAACAAAACCAGGCUCAUCAACUUGGGAUGGUUCUUUUACUGUUGAAAAGCCACAAGAGCCAAUCAAGUCUCCAAGUGAUAAAAAUAAACCAACAAAAUCACCAGUUGAUGAUGAUAAAAAGCCAAAAUAUCCAUCAACUCGUAUGACAUCAUCAGAAAAAUUAAUAUCAGUUGAGAGAGAUUCAAAUGUAUCAGAUGUGACAAGUAAAACAACAAUAAAUAUUAAUGUUUUUGAUAAAAAUGAUAAACCAAGUCAACCAGAUAGAUCAUCUGUUGGUAGACGACCACAAAGUCCAGAUAAAAAUCUAGCUGAUCGUACAAUACGACCAACGAAACCAGGUUCAUCAACUUGGGAUGGCUCAUUUACUUAUGAAAAGCCUGAGCCACUGCCAAGGUCAACUACACAAAAUCAGCCUAUAGAUAAAUUACCUCGUGAUGCUCCAAAAUAUCCUGGUGAUUUGACUAAACGUGUUAAUGAUAACAACUCAGUUUCAACUACUGAUAAUUAUUCUACUACUGUUACUAAAUUUGUGAAAGUAAAUUCAUCUUCUACUUUGGAUUCAACGAAAUCUAAUGUUUCAAAUAUUAAAAGUACACUUGUGCAUGAUAUUCACGAUGUUCAACGACCACUUGGACCAGGAAAAAAACCAGAGGAUAGUAAUGUACAUCCAGAUAGUUUAGAUAAAGGUCCUCGUAGUCCAACUGAUAAAUCUAUGCGACCAACAAAACCUGGAUCUUCAACUUGGGAUGGUUCUUUUACUUAUGAAAAACCACAACAACCAAAAAAAUCUGAUACACCAAAAUAUCCAUCAGAUAAAAUUACCCGUGACACUCCAACAAAACCUGGUGAUGUUGACAGACGUCCAAAUGAUAAGACAACUAUUUCUAGCAAUGACCAGACAACGGAUAAAUAUUCAACAAGUGUAUCUAAAUUUGUAACAGUAGAAAAAUCUUCAACUAUAGAUUCUGAUGUUUCAAAUGAAACUAGUACACUUGUGUAUGACGUUUCUGAUGUAGAAAAACCCCUGGGGCCUGGAAAGAAACCAGAAAAUUUAAAAAAUAGACCACAGAGCCCAGAAGACAGAACAGCUCGUCCAACAAAACCAGGUUCAUCAACUUGGGAUGGUUCUUUUACUGUUGAAAAGCCACAAGAGCCAAACAAGUCUCCAGGUGAUAAAAAUAAACCAACAAAAUCACCAGUUGAUGAUGAUAAAAAGCCAAAAUAUCCAUCAAGUCGUAUGACAUCAUCAGAAAAAUUAAUAUCAGUUGAGAGAGAUUCAAAUGUAUCAGAUGUGACAAGUAAAACAACAAUAAAUAUUAAUGUUUUUGAUAAAAAUGAUAAACCAAGUCAACCAGAUAGAUCAUCUGUUGAUAGACGACCACAAAGUCCAGAUAAAAAUCCAGCUGAUCGUACAGUACGACCAACAAAGCCAGGGUCAUCAACUUGGGAUGGUUCUUUUACUAAUGAAAAGCCACAACAACCGAAAAAGUUUGAUACACCAAAAUAUCCAUCAGAUAAAAUUACCCGUGACACUCCAACAAAACCUGGUGAUGUUGACAGACGUCCAAAUGAUAAGCCAACUAUUUCUAGCAUCGACCAGACAACAGAUAAAUAUUCAACAAGUGUAUCUAAAUUUGUAACAGUCGAAAAAUCUUCAACUAUAGAUUCUGAUGUUUCAAAUGAAACUAGUACACUUGUGUAUGACGUUUCUGAUGUAAAAAAACCCCUGGGGCCAGGUAAGAAACCAGAAAAUUUAAUAAAUAGACCACAAAGUCCGGUAAAAUCACCUCAAGGCAUAGAGAAAGUGCCAUCAAGUCCAGUAGACAGAUCAGCACGCCCUACAAAACCAGGCUCGUCAACUUGGGACGGUUCUUUCACUUAUGAAAAGCCACAACAACAAAAAAAACCUGACACGCCAAAAAAACCAUCUGAUAAAUAUCCUCGUGAUACUUUUUCAAAGCCAAGUGAUGUUAAGCAUCCAAGGGAUAAUUAUCCAGUUUCUAAAACUGAUGAUUAUUCGACAACUGUUACAAAAGUAAUUACUAUUGAAACUUCAGAUGAUCAAAAUAUCACGAGUACACUUGUACAUGACAUCACAGAUGUUAAAAAACCCUUGGGACCAGGAAAAAAACCAGAAACAAUUACAAAACGACCACAGAGUCCUGAAAAAGUUCCUCGCAGUCCAACUGCUAAAUCUAUGCGUCCAACAAAACCAGGUUCAUCAACUUGGGAUGGUUCUUUUACUGUUGAAAAGCCACAAGAGCCAAUCAAGUCUCCAAGUGAUAAAAAUAAACCAACAAAAUCACCAGUUGAUGAUGAUAAAAAGCCAAAAUAUCCAUCAACUCGUAUGACAUCAUCAGAAAAAUUAAUAUCAGUUGAGAGGGAUUCAAAUGUGUCAGAUGUGGCAAGUAAAACAACAAUAAAUAUUAAUGUUUUUGAUAAAAAUGAUAAACCAAGUCAACCAGAUAGAUCAUCUGUUGAUAGACGACCACAAAGUCCAGAUAAAAAUCCAGCUGAUCGUACAGUACGACCAACAAAGCCAGGUUCAUCAACUUGGGAUGGCUCAUUUACUAAUGAAAAACCACAACAACCUAAACAAUCUGAUACACCAAAAUAUCCAUCAGAUAAAAUUACCCGUGACACUCCAAAAAAACCUGGUGAUGUUGACAGACGUCCAGAUGAUAAAAAUCCUGUCUCUUUGACUAAUUUAACUACUGAUGAUUAUUCAACAACAAUAACAAAAAUUAUUAAUGAUGAUACAUCGUAUAUUAUUGAUUCUCAAAUAUCUGAUACAACAAACAUCACCAAUAAAACUGUGCACAAUGUAACACUCGUACAAACACCUGAAGAACCAGAAAAGAAACCAGAAAAUAUUAAAAAACAUCCAGAGGGUCCUUGUAGUCCAACUGAUAAAUCUAUGCGACCAACAAAACCUGGAUCAUCAACUUGGGAUGGUUCUUUUACUUAUGAAAAACCACAACAACCAAAAAAAUCUGAUACACCAAAAUAUCCAUCAGAUAAAAUUACCCGUGACACUCCAACAAAACCUGGUGAUGUUGACAGACGUCCAAAUGAUAAGCCAACUAUUUCUAGCAUCGAUCAGACAACAGAUAAUUAUUCAACAACAAUUACAAAAAAUAUAAAUAUUGAUACAUCAUCAACUGUUGAUUUUAAAACAUCUGAUACAUCAAAUGUUGUCAUUACAACAUCAGUUAAUGAUAUUACAGACGUUAAAAAACCAUUGCAACCUGGUAAAAAGCCAGAAAAUUUAAAAAAUAGACCUCAAAGUCCAAGCAAAUCAUCAAGAGGACCUGAAAAAUCACCUCAAAGUCCAACUGAUAAAUCUAUGCGUCCAACAAAACCUGGAUCUUCAACAUGGGAUGGUUCUUUUACAUAUGAAAAACCACAACAACAAAAAAAAUCACCAGAAGAACCAGUCAACAAAUCAGUUAAACCAAUUGACCGAAAACCAAAAAAACCAACAGAUUUAAAACCAGUACCAUCUGAUUCAACUGUUCGUAAUAUUAUUAAAGACAAUGUUUUUGAUACAACAUUUGUAACUGAAGUUGUUGAACAAUCAUUUGUCAUUGAUAAAUCAUCCAGUUUUACUGAUAUCAUUCUUGAUAAUUAUACAAGUGAAUUCAAGGACACUCGUGAUGUGAGAGAUGUUAUCGAGACAACAACAAAAGAAUUUAUUACCAAUGAACAGGUGACUAGUAUGGUGACGCAAGAUGUCACUGAUAAAACAAUUAUUGAAAAAAUUGAAUUACCAAAAGGACCAAAUGAUUCUUCAUCAAAAAAACCAUCAUCACAAAAACCACGUGAUGAAAAACAAAAAUCAAUUCCAGCUGCUGGUAAACCAAGUCGUCCACAACAAACAAAUGAGCCUAAAAAAAUUACAAAUAAUCGUCCAAAAUCACCGGAAAAAAUACAAGAUAACGUGAUACCAGAAAAAUUAAUUAAAAAACCAAAUGAACGUUCAGUAUCACCAGAAAAAAAUAGACCAGCUGCUGGUAAACCAAGUAGAAUACCUGAACGUCCUGAUAAGAAAAAAACAACAGAAAAAAAUGAUAAAAAACCAAAACAAAAUGAUCAAUCACCUGAUUCACCUGAUGAUGCUCCUGAUAAAUCAUUACCUGUUGAUGUAAUUAAAAAUAUUCCACCAAAAGAACAAUGUAUUUGUGAGCUUUGUACUUGUGGACGUCAUCGUUGUCCUCACAAUGAACCAGAAGAACACUUGGAUAUACCUCAUGAGCCAUUGAUGGGAGUGUCAUCAUAUCGCUCAGAAUAUGAUGAAAAACAUGUUGAUCGUCGAACAAAUUAUUAUCAUGAAGAUCAUCUACAUGUUGAAGGUGAUUUUACUGGUGAACGUCGUACUGAUUAUACUGUAACAAUUGGUGAUCGUGCACCAGUUAAAAAACCACAAGAUAAUUUAUAUCCUGAGGGUGAAAUUGAUACUGUAACAACAAGUGAAUUAGUUUUUACUGGAAAACCUGGUGAACGUCCAACUCCACAUCGUCGAAAUACAUAUACUAAAGUUGAAGGUGAUUUUAUCGAUGUAACAACAUCAAAAACAGAAUUUAUCGAUCAUCAUAGUAUUACAAAAAAGGAGAUUUUAGACCAGCUGAAAUUUUUUCUAAAUUAUUAAAAGCUAUUAAAUUUUAUUAAUUUAUGUUUUAAUUAUCAGGGAACUUCUCACACAAAAGAAGACUUCCAUACGUACGAUAUCACAGAAUUAGAUCGACCGACUUAUCGUCAACCAUCGAUAGAUCAAACUGAUCGAUUUUACAGUCAAACAGAUGUUACUAAAAAUGAAACAACAACACACAAAGAAUAUACACAAUUUGAUAAAUCAGAUUAUCAACAAACAACAAUUGUACAAAGAGAGGAUAACUUGAAAACUGAGGGACCAUUUGAGGGUCGUCCCAAGGAUGAUUAUACACCAAAAAGUAUUGAACGUCCAAAAGCAAUUCGUCCAAAAGAUAAUUUAAAACCAGAGGGAGUAUUUGAGGGUAAACCUAGGGAUGAUUUUAAACCAACAACUGGUGAUAGAGCUGAUGUUAAAAAGCCAAAAGAUAAUUUAAAAUCUGAUGGGCCUUUUGAAGGACGUCCUAAAGACAAGUAUACACCUGGUGAACGUAGAAGUCCUAUAAGACAUCCAGAUAAUUUACAUCCAGAAGGUGACUUUGAACGACCAGAACAUGAAAAGUUUAGACCAGCUGAAAGACCUGUAGUUAAAAAGCCUGAAGACAAUCUUAAGCCUGAGGGUGAGUUUGAGCGUCCUCAACAAAAACCUGUAGGUCCAAGUGAACGUAGAAGUCCAAUAAAACAUCCAGAUAAUUUAAAAACAGAAGGUGAAUUCGAGAGACCUGAGCAUGAGGCAUUUAGACCAGCUGAAAGACCAGUUGUUAAAAAACCACAAGAUAAUUUAAAACCUGAGGGUGAUUUUGUACGUCCACAACAAAAACCAGUUGGUCCAAGUGAACGUAGAACUCCAAUUAAACACCAGGAUAAUUUAAAACCUGAAGGGGACUUUGAGCGACCAGAACAUGAAGAAUUUAGACCAGCUGAAAGACCAGUUGUUAAAAAACCUAAAGAUAAUCUUAAACCAGAAGGUGAGUUUGAACGUCCACAGAAAAAACCAGUUGGUCCUAGUGAACGUCGUUCACCAAUUAAACAUGAAGAUAAUUUAAAACCUGAAGGAGAUUUCGAACGACCAGAACAUGAAAAAUUCAGACCAGCUGAACGACCAGUUGUUAAAAAGCCCAAGGACAAUCUCAAGCCUGAAGGUGAUUUUGAGCGACCUGUAAAAAAACCUGUUGGUCCAGGUGAACGUGCAUCAAUUGUAAAACAUCCAGACAAUUUAUUCCCAGAAGGAGAAUUUCCAAAUCGUGAAGAAAAACCAUUUAAACCAGCUGAAAGACGUUCACCUAUUAAACAUUUAGAUAAUCUAAAACCUGAAGGUGAUUUUGAGCGUCCAGAUAAAAAACCUGUUGGUCCUAGUGAACGUCGAACUCCUAUAAAACACCCUGAUAAUUUAAAACCAGAAGGUGAUUUUGAACGUCCAGAGCAUGAAGAAUUUAGACCAGCUGAAAGACCAGUUGCUAAAAAGCCAAAGGAUAAUCUUAAAUCUGAAGGUGAUUUCGAGCGACCACAUAAACAGCCAGUGGGUCCAAGUGAACGUAGAAGUCCAAUAAAACAUCCAGAUAAUUUAAAACCUGAAGGUGAUUUUGAACGUCCUGAAGUAAUUCCAUAUGGACCAGGUGAACGUGCACCUAUUGUCAAACAUCCAGACAAUCUUUAUCCUGAAGGUGAUUUUCAAGAUCGUGAACAAAAGCCAUUUAAACCUGCUGAAAUAAGAACACCAAUUAAACAUGCAGAUAAUUUGAAACCUGAAGGUGAUUUUAUACGACCAGAACAUAAAGAAUUUAAACCAGCUGAGAGACCAGUAGCCAAAAAGCCACAAGACAAUUUGAAACCUGAGGGUGAGUUUGAACGUCCACAAAAUAAACCAGUAGGUCCAAGUGAACGUAGAAGUCCAAUAAAACAUCAAGAUAAUUUGAAGCCUGAGGGUGAUUUCGUACGACCUGAGCAUGAAGCUUUUAGACCAGCAGAAAGGCCAAUUGUUAAGAAACCAAAAGACAAUUUAAAACCUGAAGGAGACUUUGAACGUCCUGUGAAAAAACCAGUUGGUCCCAGUGAACGUCGUUCACCAAUAAAACAUGAAGAUAAUUUAAAACCCGAAGGUGAUUUUGAGAGACCAGAUCAUGAAGAAUUUCGUCCAUCUGAAAAAGUUGUUGUCAAAAAACCAAAAGAUAAUCUUAAACCUGAAGGAGAGUUUGAGAGACCACACAAAAAACCAGUUGGUCCAAGUGAGCGCCGUUCACCAAUUAAACAUGACGAUAAUUUAAAACCAGAAGGUGAUUUUGUACGUCCAGAGAAAAAACCUGUGGGUCCAAGUGAACGUAGAACUCCAAUAAAACAUGAAGAUAAUUUAAAACCUGAGGGUGAUUUUGAGAGACCUGAACAAGAAGAAUUUAGACCAGCAGAAAGACCAAUUGUUAAAAAACCCAAGGAUAAUUUAAAACCUGAAGGAGACUUUGUACGUCCUGUGAAAAAAACAGUUGGCCCAAGUGAACGUAGAACUCCAAUUAAACACCAGGAUAAUUUGAAACCUGAAGGAGACUUUGAGCGACCGGAACAUGAAGAAUUUAGACCAGCUGAAAGACGCGUAGUUGUUAAACCACAAGACAACCUGACAACUGAGGGUGAAAUUGAAACAUAUAGAUCGAGAGAUGACUAUACUGAUUUUGUCCAUCGUGAACGAGUUGAAAUUACAAAAUAUCAAGAUAAUUUAUAUAUGGAAGGUGAAUUUAUUGACACAAGAACUCGAGAUGAUUUUAAAGUUGUUCGAGGUGAACGUGUUGAUAUUAUACGUCACCCAGAUAAUUUAAAACCAGAAGGAGAAUUCGAACGUCCGCAACAUAAACCAGUUGGUCCUGCUGAACGUCGUACACCUAUUAAACAUCCUGAUAAUUUAAAAACAGAAGGUGAAUUUGAGAGACCUGAGCAUGAAGCAUUUAGACCUGCAGAAAGGCCAAUUGUUAAAAAACCCAAGGAUAAUUUAAAACCUGAGGGUGAGUUUGAACGUCCACAACAUAAACCAGUGGGUCCAAGUGAACGUCGUUCACCAAUUAAACAUCAAGAUAAUCUAAAACCAGAGGGUGAUUUCGAAAGACCGGAACAUGAGGCAUUUAGACCAGCAGAAAGACCAGUUGUUAAAAAGCCCAAAGAUAACUUGAAACCCGAGGGAGAGUUUGAACGUCCACAGAAAAAACCAGUUGGUCCAAGUGAACGUCGUUCACCAAUAAAACAUGAAGAUAACUUAAAACCUGAAGGUGAGUUUGAACGGCCAAAAGAAGUACAAUAUGGUCCUGGAGAGCGUGCACCGAUUGUCAAACAUCCUGACAAUUUAUAUCCUGAAGGUGACUUCCAAGAACGAGAACACAAACCGUUUAAACCAGCUGAAAAAAGAUCGCCCAUCAAGCACUCUGAUAAUUUGAGACCUGAAGGUGAUUUCGUGCGACCAGAGCAUACAGAAUUUAAACCAGCUGACAGACCAAUUGUCAAGAAACCUAAAGACAAUUUAAAACCAGAAGGUGAUUUUGAACGCCCACAACAAAAACCAGUAGGGCCAAGUGAACGUAGAAGUCCAAUAAAACAUCCAGAUAAUUUAAAAACAGAAGGUGAUUUCGUACGUCCAGAACAUGAAGAAUUUAGACCAGCUGAAAGACCAGUUGUUAAAAAACCACAAGAUAAUUUGAAGCCUGAAGGUGAUUUUGAACGUCCACAACAAAAACCCGUGGGACCAAGUGAACGUAGAAGUCCAAUAAAACAUCCAGAUAAUUUAAAAACAGAAGGUAAAUUCGAGAGACCUGAGCAUGAGGCAUUUAGACCAGCUGAAAGACCAAUUGUCAAGAAACCACAAGAUAAUUUAAAACCUGAGGGUGAUUUUGUACGCCCACAACAAAAACCAGUUGGCCCGAGUGAACGUAGAACUCCAAUUAAACACCAGGAUAAUUUAAAACCUGAAGGGGACUUUGAGCGACCAGAACAUGAAGAAUUUAGACCAGCUGAAAGACCAGUUGUUAAAAAACCUAAAGACAAUUUGAAACCAGAAGGUGAGUUUGAACGUCCACAACAAAAACCAGUUGGUCCUAGUGAACGUCGUUCACCAAUUAAACACCAGGAUAAUUUAAAACCUGAAGGGGACUUUGAACGACCAGAACAUGAAGAAUUUAAACCAGCUGAAAGACGUGUAGUUGUUAAACCACAAGACAACCUGACAACUGAAGGUGAAAUUGAAACAUAUAGAUCGAGAGAUGACUAUACUGACUUUGUCCAUCGUGAACGAGUUGAAAUUACAAAAUAUCAAGAUAAUUUAUAUAUGGAAGGUGAAUUUAUUGACACAAGAACUCGAGAUGAUUUUAAAGUUGUUCGAGGUGAACGUGUUGAUAUUAUACGUCAUCCAGAUAAUUUAAAACCAGAAGGAGAAUUUGAACGUCCACAACAUAAACCAGUUGGUCCUGCUGAACGUCGUACACCAAUAAAACAUCCUGAUAAUUUAAAAACAGAAGGUGAAUUCGAGAGACCUGGGCAUGAAGCAUUUAGACCUGCAGAAAGGCCAAUUGUUAAAAAACCCAAGGAUAAUUUAAAACCUGAGGGUGACUUUGAACGUCCACAACAUAAACCAGUAGGUCCAAGUGAACGUCGUUCACCAAUUAAACAUCAAGAUAAUCUAAAACCAGAGGGUGAUUUCGAAAGACCGGAACAUGAGGCAUUUAGACCAGCAGAAAGACCAGUUGUUAAAAAGCCCAAAGAUAACUUGAAACCAGAGGGAGAGUUUGAACGUCCACAGAAAAAACCAGUUGGUCCAAGUGAACGUCGUUCACCAAUAAAACAUGAAGAUAACUUAAAACCUGAAGGUGAGUUUGAACGGCCAAAAGAAGUACAAUAUGGUCCUGGAGAGCGUGCACCGAUUGUCAAACAUCCUGACAAUUUAUAUCCUGAAGGAGACUUCCAAGAACGAGAACACGCACCAUUUAAACCAGCUGAAAGAAGAUCACCCAUCAAGCACUCUGACAAUUUAAGACCUGAAGGUGAUUUUGUGAGACCAGAGCAUACAGAAUUUAAACCAGCAGAAAGGCCAAUUGUCAUUAAACCAAAAGACAAUCUUAAGCCCGAGGGUGACUUCCAACGUCCACAACAAAAACCAGUUGGUCCAAGUGAACGUAGAAAUCCAAUAAAACAUCAAGAUAACUUGAGACCUGAAGGUGAUUUUGUACGUCCUGAACAUGAAGAAUUUAAACCAGCUGAGAGACCAGUAGCUAAAAAGCCACAAGAUAAUUUAAAACCUGAAGGUGACUUUGAACGUCCAGAAAAGAAAAAACCAACUGGCCCAGCAGAACGUAGAAGUCCUAUUAAACAUGCUGACAAUUUGAAGCCUGAAGGAGAUUUCGUCAGAAAACCACAAGAACAAGCACCGAAAAAAGGUGAUAGAGCUGAUAUUAAAAGACCAAAAGAUAAUCUUAAACCUGAGGGUGACUUUGAACGUCCACAAAAGAAACCAGCGGGUCCUGGCGAACGUAGAACUCCAAUUAAACACCAAGAUAAUUUAAAAACAGAAGGUGAUUUUGUUAGACCAGAACAUGAAGAAUUUAGACCAGCUGAAAGACCUGUUGUUGUCAAACCACACGAUAAUUUGACAACUGAGGGUGAGUUUGAAGUUUAUAGAUCUCGUGAUGACUAUAGUAAUAUUCUUCAUCGUGAACGUGUAGAAAUUAAAAAAUACGAAGAUAAUUUACAUAUGGAGGGUGAGUUUAUUGACACAAGAACACGAGAUGAUUUUAAAAUUGUUAGAGGUGAACGUGCUGAUAUUGUACGUCAUCCAGAUAAUUUAAAACCAGAAGGAGAAUUUGAAAGACCUACUUGUAAAUCUGUUGGUCCAGCUGAACGUCGUCAGCCAAUAAAACAUCCUGAUAAUUUAAAACCUGAAGGUGAAUUUGUGAAAAAACCAAAAGAAGAAGCACCAAAGAAAGGUGAUCGUGCUGAUAUUAAAAAGCCUAAAGAUAAUCUUAAAACUGAGGGCAAAUUUGAACGUCCAGAAAAGUCACCUGUUGGUCCUGGUGAAAGAAGAUCACCAAUAAAACAUCCAGAUAAUUUAAGAACAGAAGGUGAUUUUGUACGUCCAGAACAUGAAGAAUUUAGACCAGCUGAAAGACCAGUUGUUAAAAAACCUAAAGACAAUCUUAAACCAGAAGGUGAUUUUGAACGUCCACAAAAUAAACCAGUUGGUCCUAGUGAACGUCGUUCACCAAUAAAACACGAGGAUAAUCUUCAUCCAGAAGGUGAUUUUGUUGGUCGUCCAAAGGAUGAUUAUUCACCUAAGAAAACUGAGCGUCCAGUUCAAAAGAAACCCAAGGAUAAUUUAAAACCCGAAGGAACAUUUGAAGGUCGUCCAAAGAAUGACUACAAACCUACACGAGGUGAACGAUCAGAAAUUGUUGUACAUCGUGACAAUUUAAAAAUGGAAGGAGACUUUGAUACUUAUCGAUCACGAGAUGAUUAUCGUACAGUUAAAAAUAUUGAACGUGUGGAUAUAAUAAAAACAGAAGACAAUUUAAGAAUUGAGGGUGAAUUUAUUGACAUUCGUCGUCGUGAUGAUUACAACAUUACUCGUGGUGAACGUACAGAAAUUGUGAGACACGAAGAUAAUAUUCAUCUUGAAGGUGACUUUGAACGUCCAACAUGUUCACCAGUUGGACCUGCUGAAAGAAGACAACCAAUAAGACAUCCAGAUAAUUUAAAACCUGAAGGUGAAUUUGUUCGUCCAGAACAAAAAGGUUUUCAUCCAGCAGAAAAACCAAUUGUUAAAAAACCAAAAGAUAAUCUUAAACCAGAAGGUGAUUUUGAACGUCCUGAUAAAAAAUCAGUUGGUCCUGGUGAACGUAGAUCUCCAAUAAAACAUCCGGAUAAUUUAAAACCUGAAGGUGAUUUUAUUGGUCGACCAAGACCUGAGACUCCAAAACGUGGUGAUCGUGCUGAUGUUAAAAAACCAAAAGAUAAUCUUCAUCCUGAGGGUGACUUUGAGCGUUAUAGUCCUGACAGACAUGGACCUGGUGAACGUAGAACACCAAUAAAACAUCCAGAUAAUUUGAGACCUGAGGGUGAUUUUGAAAAACGUUCACCAACUAAUGUUGGACCAGCUGAACGAAGAACUCCAAUUCGUCAUGAAGAUAAUUUACGACCAGAAGGUGACAUGCAAGUUAGUCCAACAUCUCGUGAUGAUUAUCGAAGAGUUACAAAUGACAAUAAAAUUGAAAUUAAACGUCAUGAGGAUAAUUUACGAAUGGAAGGAGAAAUUGAAAUUCAUCGUAGUCGUGAUGACUAUAAAAAAGUCACUAAAAUUGAAAGAAUUGAUAUUAAAAAAAGAGAAGAUAAUCUCAGAGUUGAGGGUGAUUUUGUUGAUAUACAAAGAAGAAAUGAUUAUACUUAUGUUAUUGGUGAAAGAUCAACAGUUAAAAAACAUCCAGAUAAUUUACGUCCUGAGGGUGAAUUUGAUAGACCUGAAAGAAGACCAAUUGGACCAGGUGAAAGAAGAUCACCAAUAAAACACGAUGAUAAUCUUCGACCAGAGGGUGAUUUUAUUGGUCGUCCUAAGAAUGAUUAUGGUCCAGGAAAAAUUGAUAAAACUGAAAUUGUAAAACGUGAAGAUAAUUUAAAAAUAAGUGGUGAUUUUUAUGGUAGUAGUUCACAAAAAUCAACUCAUACAAUUGUCAAAGGUGAAAGAGCUGAAAUAAAAAGACAUGAGGAUAAUUUAAAAAUAAGUACUGAUAGUUUAGAUACAAGAACAACAAGUAAUGAUUCAUAUUCACCAAGUAAAAGAGAUUCACAUUCAACUGGUGGACCAAUAAAUAAACGUCGUCAUACUGAAUCAACAAUAUCUCUUGGUGAUGAUAAUAAUACAAAUCAAAGAAAUUAUAAUACAUAUACUAAAAAAUCAUCAAAAGAUAUUGUACAAAAUGAAAAUAAAAAAUACAUAACAUCAGAUAAAAAAAUAUUAAAUGAUGGUACAAUUGUAUCAACAACAAAAACAGCAACAACAAGUGGUCAACGUAUAUCAACUGCAAAUCAAGCAUAUAAUCAACAUCAUACAACACAUUCACAAAUCAUUGAAAGUAAUGAUAGAAGAUCAAUGUCACCAAGAAAUUCAAUUCAAUCAAUACCUGAAAAUUCAUCAACUCAUCAUCAUUCACAAAUUGUACGUGAUGAUUCAAGACACACUGAUAGAAAUUCAUUAACUCAAGAUAAUCAAAGAUAUAAUCAAAGAAUUGAUAAACAUCAGCAACAAUCAUCAACUUCACGUCGUGAUUUUAAUCAUGAACAUUUAGAUAAUCGUCAAUCAAAUCGUCAACAACAACAAACAGUUACAAGACACUCAUUAAAUGGUCAAACAAGUACAGAAUUUAAACAAGCAAUGAAUGAAACAGUUAUUGAUAAAGUUAAUAUGGAAACAAUAAAAUCAAAUCAUCAUAGAAAAAAUAUAAUAUCAUCAUCAUCAACUGAUGUUAAUAAUUCUGUUUUACAUCGUCGUAGUGUUGCAUCUUCAAAUGAAGCACUUCAUACAAUAUCAUCAACAGCAGCAGCACAAAAAAAAAGUAUAUCAAAUAUUGCUGAAAGUGGACAGUAUAUAUCAAAUUCAUCACAAAGUUCAGAUCGUAAAAGUUUAACAUCAAUUCAUCGUAAUACAAAAGAUGUUAAUACAUAUGGAACAUCAACAUUAUCAUAUGAUAGACCACAACGUAUUAUUAGAAAAGAUAAUUUAACUGUUGGUGGUAAAUUUUAUUCAAAUAAUGAAGCAAAAUCAUAUGGUAAUUUUACGGGACAAAGAGUUGAACGUGUUCAUCGUCAAUCAAAUGUAUCACAUAUUAGUCUUGGUGAUAGUAGUAAUGUAACAUCUAGCAUGUAUAAAAAAGAAUAUAUUCCACGUGUUAGAGGACCAUGUCCAGCUGCAUUACUUGAAGCUAAACAAGCACCAUUUAAACAUACACGUGAUACACCUAAACAUAAAUUUUACAUGCCACUUGUUACAAACUAAGAUAUCAUUUUUAAUUUUAUAUUAACAACAAGUCCAAUUGGAUAUUGUGAUAUAUCAAUUUUGUAUCAUUAUUUUACUUUUUAUCUUUAUCAAUUAUUUUU